Molecule: messenger RNA, 9145 nt
Organism: Tympanuchus pallidicinctus (lesser prairie-chicken)
Lineage: Eukaryota; Metazoa; Chordata; Aves; Galliformes; Phasianidae
Gene: AFF4
Product: ALF transcription elongation factor 4
Exons: 23
Coding region: 462-3965 (1167 amino acids)
Biological process (GO): regulation of gene expression
Cellular component (GO): nucleus; super elongation complex
Source: RefSeq, a predicted model, not a curated record
GCCCAGGGCCGCCCAGGCCGACGUCGCCAGCCCACCCCGAGCUCGUCUCGCCGCCAGCCCGGCCCCGGACCCCGCGAUGGAGCGGCGGGAGCCCUGGGGAGCCGCCGUCGCCUCCCGCCUGUGAGCCGCUCCUCCCGCCCCGGGCCUCGUCCCGCGCAGACAGCCGGGCCUGCCGCUCGCCCUCCGCUGCCUCGGGGCUCCUCGCACCCCUCCUCCUCUUUCUCCUCCUCCUUCUCUCCGCCCGGCGAGCCGGUGGCGGCAGCCAGGAAAUGGUCCGGGCCUAGCGGAGAGCGGCGAACGGAGAUGUGGAAAUUAAGGUGACUUGGGUCCUUGCAGCGGGGCGUUAGUUGUGCCUCCCUUAGCCUGGCUGUGAUCCUGCUAGGAGUUCUCACAUUCGCUCAGGCCUCCCAGGAAGAGGGAAAGGGAAAUUAUAGCAGGAUCCUGUUUAUAGCAGCAGCAACAUGAACCGUGAAGACCGAAAUGUGCUGCGAAUGAAAGAAAGGGAAAGGCGAAAUCAGGAAAUCCAGCAGGGUGAAGAAGCCUUUCCGCCCAACUCUCCUCUCUUUGCUGAACCCUACAAAGUUACCAGCAAAGAAGACAAAUUAUCAAGUCGCAUUCAGAGCAUGCUUGGUAAUUAUGAUGAAAUGGAUGAUCUUAUAGGAGAUAGAUCGCUACCAAAGCUUGUUGGAAUUCCCAAACCUACUGUACCAUCAACAGCAGAUGAAAAAUCAAACCAAAGUUUCUUUGGUGAUCAGAGACAUAAUACUAGUUCGCAUCAGAGUAGCAAAUGGACUCCUGUAGGACCAGCACCCAGCACUUCCUCACAAUCUCAGAAACGGUCCUCGGGUUUACAGAGCGGCCACAGCAGUCAGCGUGGCAGUGGCAAUAACACUAGCAGCAGUGGCCAGAGGCACGACCGUGACUCGUACAGCAGCAGCAGCAGUCGCAAAAAAAGCCAGCAUGGAUCAGAACACUCCAAAUCCCGUUCUUCCAGCCCUGGGAAACCACCUGCUGUUUCUUCAUUAAGCUCCAGCCAUUCGAGAUCUCAUGGAAGCGAUCAUCACAGCAAAGAACAUCAACGCUCCAAGUCUCCCCGGGAUCCGGAUGCCAACUGGGACUCUCCUUCACGAGUGCCCUCAUUUUCAAGUGGGCAGCACUCUAACCAGUCUUUUCCGCCUUCGCUCAUGUCCAAGUCCAGUUCAAUGUUACAGAAACCCACUGCUUAUGUAAGGCCAAUGGAUGGGCAGGAAUCCAUGGAACCAAAGUUGUCCUCCGAACACUACAGUAGUCAGACUCACAGCAGCGGUGUGAACGAGCUGAAGCCUAGCAGCAAGGCACAUCUGACCAAGCUGAAAAUACCUUCUCAACCACUCGAUGCAUCAGCAUCUGGUGAUGUGAGCUGCGUGGAUGAAAUUCUGAAAGAGAUGACCCAUUCUUGGCCUCCUCCACUGACUGCUAUUCAUACACCAUGCAAAACUGAACCAUCAAAAUUUCCUUUUCCAACGAAGGAGUCUCAACAGUCCAGUUUUGGCACUGGAGAACAGAAACGAUAUAAUCCUUCAUCAAAAACAUCCAAUGGCCAUCAAUCCAAAUCAUGCGAAUCGAACCAGACAGAUAUGUUGAAAGAUGACUUAAAACUUAGCAGUAGUGAAGACAGCGAUGGAGAGCAGGACUGUGAUAAGACAGUGCCAAGGAGCACACCUGGAAGUAGUUCUGAACCUUCACAGCAUAACAGUGAAGGAGCAGAUAAUUCAAGAGAUGACUCGAGCAGCCAUAGUGGAUCUGAAAGCAGUUCAGGAUCUGACUCUGAAAGUGAAAGCAGUUCCAGUGAUAGUGAAGCUAAUGAACCGUCACAGAGUGCAUCCCCUGAGCCAGAGCCACCGCCAACAAACAAGUGGCAGCUGGAUAACUGGUUGAACAAAGUUAAUUCACAUAAAGUGUCACCAGCUUCUUCCGUGGACAGCAAUAUCCCAUCCUCACAAGGCUACAAAAAAGAGGGACGGGAUCAGGGAGCAGGAAGUGGGUAUGCUGAUCAGAGUGGAUCCAAGGACUCGAUUUCUUCAACGCCAGGGCGAGAUUCCAAACCCACCCAGAAGGGCUCAGAGAGCAGUCGUGGCAGGCAGAAAUCACCUGCCCAGAGUGACAGCUCAACACAGAGGAGGACUGUGGGUAAAAAGCAGCCCAAGAAAGCAGAAAAGACAUCUGUUGAAGAGCCUAGAGGAGGUCUUAAAAUAGAAAGUGAAACCCCAGUAGACAUGGCAACAAACAUACCUUCGAACAGGCAUAAGGCAGCCACUAAAGGUUCCAGAAAGCCUAAUAUAAAGAAAGAGCCCAAAUCUUCCCCUCGGCCUACAGCAGAGAAAAAGAAAUACAAGGCUUCAAGCAAAUCUGCCCAGAAAUCCAGGGAAUUCAUAGAAACAGAUACCUCAUCCUCUGAUUCAGAUGAAAAUGAAAGCCUGCCUCCUUCAUCACAAACACCCAAAUACUCCGAGAGCAAUAGGACUCCUGUUAAAUCUUCCAUGGAGGAGGAUGACAGCUUUUUUCGGCAAAGAAUGUUCUCUCCUAUGGAAGAGAAAGAGCUUCUUUCACCACUCAGCGAUCCUGAUGAAAGGUACCCACUUAUCGUGAAGAUUGACCUGAGCCUCUUAUCAAGAAUACCAGGGAAGCCUUACAAGGAUGCUGAUGUGCCCAAAGUGGAAAAGAAAAAUGUGCCAGAGAAGCAUGCAAGAGAAUCCCAGAAGCAGCCUUCAGACAAAGGUUCUACGAAAGGCAAAAGGAAACAUAAACAGAAUGAGGAUGAAAACAGAGCCAGUGAAAGCAAGAAAACGAAACUGGAAGAAAAAGCUCCAUCAGGACACAAGACUUCUAGCAGUAGGGAGUCUUUAAAACCAAGUGCUGUUAAAGAGAAGGAUUUACUGCCAUCUCCUGCUGCCUCAGUCCUUCAGAAGGAUUCCAAACAAGAGCACGGGUCCCGGAAGAGGACAGUCAGUCAGUCAUCAUCCUUGAAGUCCAGCACCAAUGUUAGUAAGGACAGCAGCAGUGGCAGUAAAAGCAGCUCAUCUUCUAAACAGAAGAAGAUGGAGGGAAAAGGUUCUGGCAGUGCUAAAGAAACAAAGGAGAAGAUUUUGAACAAUUCAUCGAGCUGCCCUCCUGUUUCUGCUCCAUCUACAGAGAGCUCAAAGUCAAGAAGAGCAAAACUUGUUUUUGAUGACAGGACUUACUCAGCUGAUCAUUAUUUACAGGAGGCAAAGAAGUUAAAACAUAAUGCAGAUGCAUUGUCUGACAGGUUUGAGAAGGCUGUGUACUACCUGGAUGCAGUGGUGUCGUUCAUUGAGUGUGGGAAUGCAUUGGAGAAAAAUGCUCAGGAAUCCAAGUCCCCGUUCCCUAUGUAUUCAGAAACUGUGGAAUUAAUCAAGUACACUAUGAAACUGAAGAAUUACUUGGCACCGGAUGCUACGGCUGCAGAUAAAAGGCUAGCAGUGCUCUGUCUUCGGUGCCAGUCUCUACUAUACCUAAGGCUUUUCAAACUGAAAAAGGAAAGUGCAUUGAAAUAUUCUAAAACUCUGACUGAACAUCUGAAGAAUUCUUAUAAUAAUUCUCAAGCACCGUCACCUGGUAUGGGAAGCAAGCCUGUUGGUAUGCCGUCUCCGGUCUCUCCAAAGCUGUCUCCAGGGAAUUCAGGAAAUUACUCUUCUGGGGCAGCCAACCCUUCAGGGAGCGGAUCUUCAGUGACGAUCCCCCAGAGGAUCCAUCAGAUGGCAGCCAGCUACGUCCAAGUUACAUCCAACUUCCUCUAUGCCACUGAAAUUUGGGACCAAGCUGAACAGCUGUCUAAAGAACAGAAAGAGUUCUUUGCUGAACUGGAUAAAGCUAUGGGCCCUCUGGUUUUCAAUUCGAGCAUCAUGACAGACCUGGUGCGUUACACCCGGCAGGGACUGCACUGGUUGCGCCUGGAUGCCAAGUGAUACUUGGAACUGAAGGAAUGGAAAACAGAACGCGUUCUUCUCGCUGCCUCCGAUUUAUCUCCACAACACUGUGUCAUGUCAAUAAGGAAGACUGCCAUAACACAUUGCUUAGUUGACACUAAGAGCAAGGAAUGCUUUCCCGUGUCUCCCAUCCUGAUUUGUGUUUUGUGUUUUAACCCAAAAUGAUCUCGUUAAUGGACUCCUUCAGUAUUCCCUUCUUAAGUUAUUUAAAUAUUUUUAAAUUUGCGACAUAUAAAGGUGUAGCUUUGCUGAUCUAUCGUGGAUAGAUUGGGUCAUUGGAAUUCCCGUCAUGAUACGUAAAUAGUUGGUUUAAAUCCUAUUUAUUUUAAUUUUUUAAUUUUAAUUUUGGAGAGCCCGAUUUUGGGCAGUUUUUAGCCGUUUCUUCCCUAAAUUUACCCUUCCAAGUACUUAGGAAAAAUUAAACAUAGACACUUUAUUUAAGUACUUUGUGAGCUUUGUUACUCUGUAAUGUCUUGUGGUGGUAGAACCUGUAAAAGGAAUUAGGAUUGAUAGGUUCUAACGUGUAGAAACACCAUACUUUUCAUGCCUAAUGCCUAUGAAUCAACUAAUAAAUGACAGCUAGAGUUUUAUUAUUGCAGAAUUUGUACUAAAUAGAAAAAUUCCAGAUAUUCUUCUACGUAUUAAAAUACUUCAUUUAAAUGAAUUUUAAAGAAAUUUAUAUGGAAAAAUAUUUAGCUGGAUCUGACUUGGGUUGCUUUCAAGGCAGUUUCAAAGCAUUGAUUUAACACUAUAACAAAUCACGAAACAUUGCAGUGAUUUGCAUUUGAUGUAAUAUCAGAGUAAUGGUGUAGGAAUGAACUUCUGAUAGGUGCGAUGCAUAUAGGAAAGGUUUCUGAAAUGGACAAUCUUGUGCUUUUUGAUAUCUCUUCAUUUAAGAUGCAUUUUGUUUCCUUGCUUGUCAUUUUUUGACCCUUGCAAAAUCCGCCCUUUUGUGGUUUAACAAACAAACAAACAAACAAACCAGUAGUUAAAUUCCUCCCAAAACUGCCAUUUGCAUCUUUUUCAUUGACUGGAAAAUCAGGAAUCUUAAGCAGAGAUGGAGAUCCAUUUUUUCCUUUUCGGGUCUGAUGGUUAAUGGACACUACAGCAUGACAGUGCAACAGCCACGGUGGGGUGGGAGCACACCUGCUAUUACAGGGAAGUUGUCUAAUCGUUUUGAUGCAGAAUGGAUUUAAAACUUGUAUUUACCCCAUAUUAAUGAAGGUCCCAUUCAUGUUUGAUGCAUUUGAUGGAGCAGAAUAUUCAUGUGAGAGGAAGUGAGUCGGUGCAACAGAAACAGUUGGUGGAGUUGCAGUCGACUGCUCCCAAAACGUGUAAACCAAAGUACCUUUCCACGUGAGGUGCUUGUCUGAGUCAAAGGUUUAAAAUGCUACUGCUUUCAGUAUUGCUUAGUGCCCCUAACAUGUCUGGUGUGCCUUAUGCCUUACUUUUAGAUGAAGAUUUUAUGAACUGUUUACAAGAUGUUUUACAGCAGGACCAGGUGUACUGUAUGCAGUGGUCUUCUGCAGUACUUGGGUAAAAUUCCAUUUCCUUUUCAAAAGUACCAGUGUCUGUCAUGCGAACUGACUUCUCCUUGCAAUGGUCUCCUUUUACAGAGUCGAGCUCUGAACAUUUUGGAGUGCGAUUGUGGAAUGCUGCUUUGUUUUAUCUCCCAUUUAACCCUUAAUUCUGUACCAGAGAUGAACGCGCACGUUCAGGAAAAAUUAUUGCACUAAAGUUUUGUGUCGUUGUGGUUAAGUGCCAAAAUCAUGGCAACCUCGACAGAAGGAAUAGAAUUCUACGCUCUCAGUACUGCAGUAUGUCCUAUGGGCUUUAAGAGUUUAGAAGUUUUGCAAACGAGUAACCUUCCAAAAGGUAGCUGCAUAUUCGUAGAGCUUCCUUUGCGUUCCAGCGUGUUUUGUACUUCCAGAAGAGCUUUGCUACUUACGAACCAACACGUGGUUGGUUGGCAGACCUGUGACUUUUCCCAUCACAGCUGAAUCACUGAUCAGGUCUGCUGGUUGGAGCAUCCUUUUUAUUGAAUCACUGUGCAAGAUGGCGUUUCUUUUCGUGUUUGCUGUUAGAGACAGAACUCUGUACCCUCAGACUCUGCACCCUGGUUAACGGGACACUGUCAACUAAGUUUUCCUCUGAUACUCUAAAGUGCCUAGCACUCUUUCAACGCUAUAUGAAAAAUACCUUUGUAGGAGUUGCAUUCAUAGUUGUUUUUUUUGUGUAGAGCUGCACCAGCCGGCGCGGCUGCUUUUGGCUUGCUCCUUUGUGCACCGUGACUGUAAGCAGGAAUGGUCUCAUCUCGGGGAAUUCGUUCUCUUUUUUUGUUUCCUUAGAGUCCCACAAAUACCUUUUGGUGUCGCCCGCAGUUGUCUCUUAAAAAAAAAUGUAUCACUUGUCCCCGGGUCGGCGGGUCUCAAAAUAUUGUCUUCACGUAACUGAAAGACUUCCCACGUUGUGUCACGAUGUGGACCUGAAAUGGCUGACAGAAUCUGUCACAGGGAGGUGUUCCCUGGAGUGCUGUCCCAAGUUUUCUGUCCGUAUGGGAGAUACGCAGUGGUCUUGUUAUUGGAAAAGAAAUGCCUUACUCAUCUGUGGCUAUUUCCAUCAGAGAAACUUAAACUUCACGCUUCCAAAAGCAUAUCUGCUCUGGGAUUUACCGUUGUGUCACAGACAGACGGGUGCUUUGUCAGAUUUCGUAGCUAUAAAAAAAGCAAAUACUUAAUAUGCUUCCAUCCCAGGGCCACAAUGCAGGCAAACAGCCCGACUGCCCUUUUGUUAACCUCUGCACAGCAGGUGGUGUCAGUGCUGAGGCUGCAGGGGAGGCUCAGGAGGGGAUCCCUCGCUCCCAGCUUCCUCAACGAUUCCCUAAACGAUUGUAUCUCAAAUACAUAUCAGUGCUGUGAUUUUCAUCCCCUUCCUGAACGCAGUCCCAGUUGAUGAAUCUUAAAAAUGGCUUAAUCAGACUAGGCUUGCUCAGAUAUCACUAUUGUUUGGGUUUGCUGUGAAACCUGCAGGCUCCUAGAUGAUAAGGUGCAACCAUUUCUAUUUAGAAUCGAAUCUUCAGGACGCCAGAGUAAAACAGCCCGAUACUUUUAUUUUGAUUUGAAACUAUUAGCCAUGAAGUAGAGCGUGUGGAUGGCUCUUCUUGGCUUUUGAUGGCAGUAUGCAAUUUGUAUUGUAUGUGUCUUUUAAUAUAUAUGUAUAUAUAUAUAUGAAAUCAGUCUGUCCAAAGUAUAUGUUAUACUUGUUUUUAGAUUAUGGUGCAACUGACUAUAUUGAUAUAUUAUUUAUUGAGUGCUGCGUCACCAUCUUACUGGUGGUAAAUCUCGCAUAUUAUACAGGAGUGCAAUGUAUAUUCCUUUAGAUUGCUGAGGCUUGAUUGCUGUGAUAACAAAAGAAAAAGGAAAAAAAAAAAAGCCCUGAAAUGUAUUUAUGAAUGGCCCCAACAUACAGAGAGUCGUUACUUUAUGGAAGUGAUGUUGUGCUUGCCUGGGGCAAGUAAAAUAAAGCCGUAGGCAGGUAAUUAUGUAGUUUUCCAAAAUGGGAAGCUAUUGGAAAAAGAGACUACCUUUGCUGUAUUUAAUGUUUCCUUUACCCAACAGAUAUUCACUGUCACCGCAGCAUUUAUGUUAAGGGCCUGAGCAAGUCGAGUUUGAAUUGCCCAUUUGGGAGUGAGCAACUUCCAAAUCUUUAGGUUUCUGACAAAUAUUUUGGUCAGGGUUUAAAUUGCUCCAUCUAAUGAAACAGUGUUAUGAAACCUGUAUGUUAAUGCUGAAUAUCUUGAAGUGUGAAGACUAACCAAAGCUUUUGGUGGCCAACUCGGACAAGUACAGAGCUAUUAUGGAGGCAAAUCUCCAAAGUGUGAAAGUUACCUAAAAGCAAUCAAUCAGGGAAUCGUGAUGUGUGUCAAACUCCAUUACUUCUCAAGGGAUUGGUUUCUGAUGCCAUGAUGCCAUUUGAAAGCAGCAGUGUUGGGGGUGGGAGGGCUCAGCUUUGUGGUGGGGACGCUUUUCUCUCAGCACGAGCUCUGGUCUCUGCAGAUCAGCCAUCGACCGCGUUACUUCUUUGCUCUCUGCCCGUCUCAGCUGAGUUUCAAUUGAAUUACACUAGACUGAGCAAUUCUGUGUUACAGCAUUAGGGUUUAUAUAGGCUGUCUUUAUGUAAACGUUUUAAUUUCACCUGGAAACUUAAUGGAAACGUACCUAUUCCUGCCGUAGCUCUCUGCGGUGCUGUUGGAGCUGAUACAGGCCAAUUGGAAUGCAGUGUUCCCUGACUUGGUUUUUAUAUGCAGCCCUGGGAAUCGGUGCCGCUGGGUGCACAGAACGCCUGCAGCCUUCCUGUUGGGCUGCACUGACGUUACACAGCUGAAAACUCAACUCUAAGGACCAGGCGUGACUUUUGCAAGCACAGUUCCUGACAUUUGUAUCUGGUCCCCCUUUUAAAUUGUUUUAAGAAAUUUUGUAUAUGGAGGAUAAAGUGCUUAUAUAUUUAUUAAAAAUCCUUUAUCUUAAUUGAAAUUAUUAUUUGAUGAAGAAGGGUUUUUUUGGGGGGGGGUUGUGGGUGAGGGAAGGUAACUUUUCACCUGUCGCUUAUCAGCGAAGCCCUUGCGCAUCCUACAGAAAGGUACAGCUGGUGGCUGACGGGGUGUCUCUGUUCCACACUUUGUACACGACCAGUCCAUGCGUUGCGUUUCGUUUCUAUCGGAAUAUUUGGGCAUCUGUCUUCAACCAAAACCUAAACAAACACACCGACUGUGAUUUUAUUUGUUGCAAUACAUUUGAAAUUUCAAAGGGUACUUUGGGGCUCAAAAUUAGGAUUUCUAAGUCAGUAUGUGCAUUUCACGUAAUAAAGCUGUUAAUGGUGAGCAAAGUAUUAUAUACUAACUAGAUUUUUUCCACAUCUGUAUAGUAUAUUCUAUGUAUUUUGUGGUAUUGAGAUUAUAGAAAGUUUAGUGUCUGAAACAUGCGUUUAAUGUGUAUUUUUAAACAAAUUUAUGGCAAUUAAAAUAUUUGGAGAAAAGGGUAUCACAUUUCAAUUUGUAAAGAUCUUUUUAACUACUGUGUCAUUAAAAUGCUUUGUACAAUGCAAAACUGUAACUGGAGAAACUAAGUUUAAUAAAUAUCAAAUAGAUUUUCUGUAUUAAA